GCGGCGGCGGCGGCGCGGCGCCGCAGCCAAGGGCCCGCCUCCUCCUGGCCUGCGCGCUGGCCCUCGCCGCGGCGGGCGGCUGCGGGCGCGGCGUUGCGGAGGACUCCCACUGCAUCGGCACGGCGGACGAGGCCAGCCUGCUGCAGAAGGGGAACCCGCGCGCUAUCUGGGACACGGCGGAGGACCGCUUGGAGGCGGUGCUCCAAGCCGCGGGGGAUCGCCUCCGGGAGCUGGUGGACGCAGAGACCAAGGACAGCGACGCCCACCCAAACGUUGAAUUUGCAGAUGACGCACAUCUCGGCGAGGGCACUGACGACCCUCACAUAGAUAGUGGUGUAGACCCCGAAGAGCAUGCAGGUGCUGAAGAUGCAGACCACGGGACGCUUCCCGUGGCCCAGCACCCCGACAAUCAUGCAGGCGCUGAAGACCCGGACCACGGGGCAGGUGCGCCACACGGAGAACACCACCACACUUACAGUUCAUUGGACGUCGCUGUGGGUGCUUGCUUCGUUGGCUUCGUCCUGAUCCUGAUGUCGGCAUUAUUUCUGGUCAACCAUUCCAAACACGACGUCCGCGCGGCUGCAUAUAGCAUGGUGUCCCAGACGCUGUCGGGGUACGGGGCGGAUUCUGCGCCGUGA
Molecule: messenger RNA, 638 nt
Organism: Prorocentrum cordatum
Lineage: Eukaryota; Dinophyceae; Prorocentrales; Prorocentraceae
Source: the annotation of a GenBank genome assembly